UAGACAUCUUAUCUCAGAGGAAGAUCAUGAAAUAAAUCCUGGUUCUAUGAAUAUCCAGUUUGAUUCAUCAGAUCUAAGAUCCAAAAGGCACUCAGCAUCCCGAUGAAAACAGUUGGAAAAGAAAACCUUUCAGAUUCAUUCUGCUCUCAGAGUACCCAAGCCAACCAACUGUGAGAAGUGAAUCCUUGCCUUUGUACAUCCAGUUUUUCAUGGAGGACAAGAAGUCAUUUUCUUCAAUGGCUGACUUCCAGAAGUUUUGCCUGAGUGUUUUUUGUCAAGCAUAUAUUCCCUUCUUUAGGCCUUUCUAUAUAGAGCCCACAAACAUCGUCAAUGUGAAUGAUGUCAUUCAGAGGGUUAGUGACCAUGCCUCUGCCAUGAACAAGAGGAUUCAUUACUACAGCCGGCUCACCACUCCUGCAGACAAGGCACUGGUUGCUCCAGAUCAUGUAGUUCCAACACCAGGGGAGUGCUAUGUAUAUAGUCCGUUAGGUUCUGCUUAUAAACUCCAAAGUUACUCUGAAGGACAUGGGAAAAACAAUAGUUUAGUCACCAUUUUUAUGAUUUGGAAUACCAUGAUGGGAACAUCUAUAUUAAGUAUUCCUUGGGGCAUUAAACAGGCUGGAUUUACUACUGGAAUGGGUGUCAUCGUGUUGAUGGGCCUCUUAACACUUUAUUGCUGCUACAGAGUGGUAAAAUCACGGACUAUGAUAUGUUCAUUAGAUACCACCAGUUGGGAAUAUCCAGAUGUCUGCAGACAUUAUUUUGGCCACUUUGGGCAGUGGUCCAGUCUCCUUUUCUCCUUGGUAUCUCUCAUCGGAGCAAUGAUAGUUUAUUGGGUGCUUAUGUCUAAUUUUCUUUUUAAUACUGGAAAGUUUAUUUUUAAUUUUAUUCAUCACAUUAAUGACACAGACAGUAUACCGAGAACCAAUAAUAGCAAUCCUGUGAUUUGUCCAAAUGCUGGGAGUGGUGGCCAUCCUGACAACAGCUCCCUGAUUUUCUUCACCAAUGACACGGAAGUUGAACAGUUCGCAAAGUGGUGGAAUAAAUCCAAGACAGUACCCUUUUACCUUAUAGGGCUCCUCCUGCCACUGCUCAAUUUUAAAUCACCAUCGUUUUUUUCAAAAUUUAAUAUCCUAGGCACAGUAUCUGUUCUGUAUUUGAUUUUUUUUGUUACCUUGAAGGCUAUUCGCUUGGGAUUUCAUUUGGAAUUUCAUUGGCUUACACCAACAGAAUUUUUUGUACCAGAGCUAAGAUUUCAGUUUCCACAGCUGACUGGAGUGCUUACUCUUGCUUUCUUUAUUCAUAAUUGCAUUAUCACACUUUUGAAAACCAACAAGAACCAAGAAAACAACGUGAGGGACCUGUGUAUUGCUUAUAUGCUGGUAACAAUAACCUAUCUGUAUAUAGGAUUCCUGGUUUUUGCUUCUUUUCCUUCACCUCCAUUAUCCAAAGAUUGUAUUGAGCAGAACUUUUUAGACAACUUCCCUAGCAGUGACAUCCUGUCCUUCAUUGGAAGGAUAUUCCUGUUGUUCCAGAUGAUGACUGUGUACCCACUCUUAGGCUACUUGGCUCGUGUCCAGCUAUUGGGCCAUGUCUUCGGUGACAUUUAUCCUAGCAUUUUCCACGUGCUGAUUCUUAAUAUAAUUAUUGUGGGAGCUGGAGUGCUCAUGGCCUGUUUCUACCCAAACAUAGGAGGGAUCAUAAGAUAUUCAGGAGCAGCAUGUGGCCUGGCCUUUGUAUUCAUAUAUCCUUCUCUCAUCUAUAUAAUUUCCCUCUACCAAGAAGAGCGUCUGACAUGGCCUAAACUAAUCUUUCACAUGUUCAUCAUCAUUUUGGGCUUGGCUAACCUGAUUGUUCAGUUUUUUAUGUGAAAAUUAGUUUUCUCAAGAUCUUUCAUGGUAUUUUGAACCUCAACAACAGUUCUACAUAAACUCACUUGUAAAUGCUAUUGUUGCUGUAAUUCUAAAUGUUUUUCUAAGAAAAUCUGAAAAGAAGGGAAAUGGUGCAUUAAUACAUAUUCUUUGUAGACUG
This is a messenger RNA of Dipodomys spectabilis (banner-tailed kangaroo rat), 2031 nucleotides long. RefSeq names its product solute carrier family 38 member 9 (gene Slc38a9). The transcript is spliced from 15 exons. Gene Ontology annotation, molecular function: amino acid transmembrane transporter activity. Bases 210 to 1871 code for a protein of 553 amino acids. The record is from RefSeq and is a predicted model, not a curated record. Gene Ontology annotation, biological process: amino acid transmembrane transport. NCBI's taxonomy places the organism in Eukaryota, Metazoa, Chordata, Mammalia, Rodentia, Heteromyidae.